AUGAUGGAUAAUGUUUCAGGGAUUUCCAUGUUUACUCUUUCAGGGUUCAGUGGCACAUUCAGCCACAGAGUCACUCUCUUUCUGCUCACCUUGCUGUGUUAUUGUGUGAUUUGGUUGGUGAAUCUAACAAUCGUUGUGACAAUUAUAAUAGAUAAAAACCUCCAUGAACCAAUGUACAUCUUUCUCUGUAAUCUGUGCAUCAAUGGACUUUAUGGGACUGCAGGAUUUUAUCCUAAAUUUCUCCAUGACCUCCUGUCCACCACAUAUUUAAUUUCUAUUCCUGGAUGUUUUCUGCAGGGUUUUGUUAUUCACUCCUCAGCCUGUGCUGAAUUAUCUCUGCUCGCUCUAAUGGCUUAUGACAGAUAUGUGGCUAUCUGUCGUCCUCUACUGUACCACUCUAUGAUGAAUAGAAAGAGAAUUGCUGUUUUUGUAUUUUUUGCUUGGAUUACUCCAUUUUACCUAAUCUUUAUUAGCUCAGUAACAACAGUAACAUCAAGGUUUUGUGGAUCCCACAUACCAAAGAUCUACUGCAUCAACUAUUUUAUUUCUAAGCUGGCUUGUUCUGCCUCAAUAGCUCCGGUUGUUGUUCCUGCUUUUAAUUACACAUUUUAUGUUGGCCUAGCACUUUUCAUUAUUUGGACUUAUUUUUUUCUGGUUAGAUCCUGCCAAUCAUCCAAAGAAAACAAACAUAAAUUCAUGCAGACGUGUUUGCCACAUUUAUUCACUUUGAUAAUUGUUGUUGGAUCGUUGCUGUUUGAUUUGUUGUACAUGAGAUUUGGCUUACAGGAGUUUUCGGAAAAUGUGAAAAAUUUUAUCUCAAUGGAGAUUCUUGUCAUCCCACCAGUGAUAAAUCCUCUGAUCUACGGUUUCAAACUGACUCAGUUAAGGAAAAGAGUCUCACAUGUCAUAUUCUGCCGAGGUUCAAAGUUUAGAUAA
Molecule: messenger RNA, 936 nt
Organism: Gambusia affinis (western mosquitofish)
Lineage: Eukaryota; Metazoa; Chordata; Actinopteri; Cyprinodontiformes; Poeciliidae
Product: olfactory receptor 5F1-like
Exons: 1
Coding region: 1-936 (311 amino acids)
Biological process (GO): G protein-coupled receptor signaling pathway
Cellular component (GO): membrane
Molecular function (GO): G protein-coupled receptor activity; olfactory receptor activity
Source: RefSeq, a predicted model, not a curated record